GGGAAGUGCGGAGUUGGCGGAAUCGCCAUCGCAAAAAGGACGCUGCUCGGCUGCUCGCCUAGCUUGCCUUGCCUGUGUGCGAGAUUUCGCGAUUUCCCUGAUUUCCCGCUCAAAUGUUGUAGACGUUGUUUUCGACCGUUUAAAAGAUAGUUCGAAGUUCGACCACUUUUUCGAGCCCGAAAUUGAAGGCCGAGUCGGCCUCCACCGACUAUGAUCCUCCGUAACGCCAUCGCGGGCCGAAAGCGAACCCGACAGAGCGAAGACGAUGGCACCGACCACUCCGGCCUCGAUCCCGACGACUUCUUCUUGGAUCUGGACGACGGCCUCAACGAAUCCAACGACAAUUCCUCCGAGGUCGAGUUUGGUGCUCGAGCUCGAGGCAAGCGUCGUCGUGUUGGCGAAGGCGGACGCGGCCGCGGCCGAGGUCGAGGCGGCGGGAGAGGCCGGGGUGCGAGGCGCAACGUCUCCUCCGAGGGCAUCACGAGCGAAGACCCGAGCAGCCUGUACGAGAUCGUCAAGCAGGGCCGUCAUUCGCUGACGGCCGUCGUGGAUGACUGGAUUGAGUCAUACAAGCAGGACAAAGACGCGGCUCUGCUGGAUUUAAUGACGUUCUUCUUCCACUGCUCGGGCUGCAAGGGUCGCAUCACGCCCCAGAUGCAAGUGACCAUGGAGCACACGCAAAUCAUACGCAAGAUGACCGAGGAAUUCGACGAGGACAGCGGGGACUACCCGCUCAUCAUGGCCGGACCACAGUGGAAGAAGUUUCGGCAGAGCUUCUGCGAGUUCGUGCAGGUGCUGGUCCGCCAGUGCCAGUACAGCAUCAUCUACGACCAGUUUCUCAUGGACAACCUCAUCUCCAUCCUGACGGGCUUGUCAGACUCUCAGGUACGAGCUUUUCGUCACACCUCUACCCUGGCUGCAAUGAAACUGAUGACCGCACUCGUGGAUGUGGCGCUUAACCUAAGCAUCAGCCUGGACAACACACAGCGCCAGUAUGAAGCAGAGCGGCAGAAGAACAAGGACAAGCGAGCUACAGAGCGCCUCGAGCUCCUUAUGACCAAGCGUCAGGAUUUAGAAGAAAAUACCGAGGAGAUCAAAAACAUGCUCACUUACAUGUUCAAAAGUGUCUUUGUGCAUCGCUACCGCGACACCUUACCGGAGGUGCGUUCCAUCUGCAUGCUGGAGAUUGGACAGUGGAUGAAGAAGUUCCACCAACACUUCCUCGAUGACAGCUACCUGAAGUACCUGGGAUGGACACUACACGACAAGGUGGGAGAUGUCCGACUGCGCUGUCUGCAGGCCCUGCUGCCCUUGUAUGCCUCCGAAGAACUGACAAGCAAGAUGGAGCUUUUUACAAACAAGUUUAAGGACCGCAUCGUCACCAUGACCCUGGACAAGGAAUAUGAGGUUGCGGUGCAUGCUGCCAAGCUGGUCAUCAGCAUCCACAAGUUUCACCGGGAAAUCCUGACGGACAAAGACUGUGAGCACGUUUACGAGCUCGUGUACAGUUCCCACCGAGCUGUGGCUCAGGCUGCGGGAGAGUUCCUCAACGAGCGGCUCUUCCAGCCAGACGAGGCGGCCGUCCAGGGGCUGCGGACGCGGAGGGGAAAGAAGCGUUCGGUGAACACUCCCUUGAUCCGUGACCUGGUGCAGUUCUUCAUCGAAAGCGAGCUGCACGAGCACGGUGCUUACCUCGUUGACAGCUUGAUAGAAAGCAACCCCAUGAUGAAGGACUGGGAGUGCAUGACCGACCUGCUGCUCGAAGAACCGGGUCCAGACGAAGAGCAGCUGGACGACCGUCAGGAGACUUCCCUGAUUGAGAUCAUGGUGUGCUGCACCAAGCAGGCGGCCACGGGAGAGCCCCCUGUGGGGAGAGGCCCCAACCGCAAGCAGAUGUCCAACAAGGAGAUGAAACAGGUGGCCGACGAUCGGGUGAAGCUGACAGAGCACUUCAUCCAGGCCCUGCCCAGCCUGCUGAGCAAGUACAUUGCCGACCAGGAGAAGAUAGCCAACCUCAUGGUGCUACCUCAGUACUUUGACCUUGAAAUCUACACUUCGAGUCGCCAGGAGAAGUCAUUAGACUCGCUGCUCAAGCUCAUCCAGGAGAUUGUGGAGCGCCACGACGACACAGAGGUGCUGGAGACCUGUGCCAGAACGUACGAGGCCCUCUGCAGUGAGGAAUUGGCCGUUCACUCACGGUGUGCCGUGUCACGUGGCACCCUCGUAGACUCUCUGGUCGGUCGGUACAAGCAUGCCCUGAUGGCCUAUGCAGAGGCCGGAGAGGAGGCGGACGACGACGACAUCUACGCCGUGCAGUCGGCACUCAAGAAGGUCUCCAUCUUCUACGUCUGCCACAACCUGGGACCCUGGACCAUCUGGGAAGGUAUCUUCGAGUUCUGGGUCAAGGGAGCCGGAGAACGCACGCUCUCGCUCGAAGGAGUGCGCCAUGCCAUCUCGUGCUGCUCCUCGGGCAUCAUGUGGGACCUGGCGGUUUUAGAUGAAGGUAACAUCCAGAUGGUGCACGUCCACGCCCUCAGGGCACGUUUGCGCGAGUUCAUGGACACAAUGGUCCACAUGCUGCGCCAUUGCACGGGAGUCCUUCAAGAGGAAGCUUUUGUCACCAUUUGCGACCUACUCAUCAUCUUCUGCCGCCAGCUGGGCGAAGGAGAGCCCUUCAGCGCACUCGUGUUCGAGCCAGACCGCUCCUUACAAGCCAACCUGAGCGAGUUCAUCCAGAACAAUGUCUUCGUGGAGGACGACACAGCGGCCGAGGAUGAGCAAGACGAGCACCGCAAGAUAGAGGAGCUUCACAAGAGGCGCAACUUCUUGGCCUCGUUCUGCAAGCUGGUCGUGUACAACGUCAUAAGCGUCCGUCCAGCAGCAGACGUGUUCAAGCACUACGUUCGUUUCUACAACGACUACGGGGACAUCAUUAAGGCGACCUUGGGCAAGGCCCGUGAGAUCAACAAGGUGAACUGUGCACGCACCAUGGUGCAGUCGCUCACGUCGCUCUUCAACACGCUGGAGCGGGACCGGCUGGGGAACGUCUCGCGUCAGGACGAGGGCUUCCUGGCCAUCAAGGAACUGGCCAAGCGCUUCGCCCUCUCCUUUGGCCUGGACCAGGUCAAGAACAGGGACUCUGUGGCCGCGUUGCACCGAGAGGGCAUUGUAUUCUCGUGCACUCCGUUCGAGAACCCGCACAACGCACUGGGUCCACCGCCAAACCUGCCCUUCCUGGAGCUUCUCUGCGAGUUCACCAACAAGCUUAUGAAACAAGACAAGAAGGUGGUGCUGCAGUACCUGGAUCGUCACGUGCAGGCCAAGCUGCCGGCCUCGCGGGCGGACGAUUGGCAGCCGCUGCAGCUUUACAGGACUAGCCUGGUUCAUGGAGAAGCUGAACAGACCGUGGCCAGGGCCCCAGGACGCCAGUACCGAGGAAGGAAGCGGCAGCGCGAGGACGAUGGUCACGUGGGAGAGGAGGAGGAAGUGGACCAGGACUCCGACCGAGGCUCGGAGUCAGAGUUCAGGCACUAGGCAUUGCCAAGAAAGCGGCCCUACCUGGGCCGACCCUCUCAAAAAAAGGCACCCAGAUUCGUUUCUCUGCUAUUGCAGUUUUUUCUUGAGAAGUGUUACCAAAAUGUAUGUGUGGUGGUGAGGCACUUUGCUAAACCGAAUUCGUAGCAGAUCUACUUUGUUUUGCUCUCUGUGCAGUCUUGAGAUGGCAUGUCUAAACUCUUUGUUUGCACAAUGCACAUUUUAAUGGUCGUGUGUACCUGCGAAACCAGCCACGAGGCUGCAUUUCUUGUGUAUAACAUAAUAUACCCAACCAUACUUUGUUUAGGUGUGGUGAUUAUGAGUUUGCAACUUUGUUAAACCUUUCUUUUUGCUAUAUCUUUCUUGCAGGAUUCUCUUUUUGCCCGACUGAGUGAGACCCAUCACGUGGGGCUAUCAUUCAGCCAAAUGUCCUUUUAGCAAAACAGUGAGCAUGCCAUGUGUAAUGCAAAGCUCAGAAAGUGAACUGAUCUGCCGUUUGCUUGAUAAACAUUUUAGCAUUAGAGUUCCCUGUUGACAGGUCCCUCCCGGGAUGAACCUUGUUUCGUAAAAGCCAUUUACAUUUGUGGUUACUCACACUAUUGCAGUGUAUCCCACAAUAUUAUAUCUCUAUUAUUGAUAGAUCACAGUUAGAUCAGUCUCGGUGUUAUCAGAACACUAUUUAUUUGUACAUUAAUGUUUCCACUUUCCCACCUUUGUAGCUCGCUGAACGACGAAUAAAGAUGGAAAAUUGCUUGUAA
Molecule: messenger RNA, 4292 nt
Organism: Ixodes scapularis (black-legged tick)
Lineage: Eukaryota; Metazoa; Arthropoda; Arachnida; Ixodida; Ixodidae
Gene: SA1
Product: cohesin subunit SA-1
Exons: 2
Coding region: 211-3534 (1107 amino acids)
Biological process (GO): sister chromatid cohesion
Cellular component (GO): nucleus; cohesin complex; chromatin
Molecular function (GO): chromatin binding
Source: RefSeq, a predicted model, not a curated record